Messenger RNA from Solanum stenotomum, 588 nucleotides. RefSeq lists its product as uncharacterized. NCBI's taxonomy places the organism in Eukaryota, Viridiplantae, Streptophyta, Magnoliopsida, Solanales, Solanaceae. Bases 1 to 588 code for a protein of 195 amino acids. The record is from RefSeq and is a predicted model, not a curated record. The transcript has 3 exons. Gene Ontology annotation, molecular function: zinc ion binding.
AUGACUUCUAACAUAGCCGAAUCAUUGAAUAAUAUUAACAGGAUAGCAAGGAGAUUGCCGGUGAUUUCACUUCUUGAAUUUAUGAGAGUAACAGUUCAAAGAUGGAUUCAUAAGCACAACGAUGAGGCUGCAAAAACUAAAUCAGAGCUGACGAAAAAAUAUGAUUUUCUGCUUCAGAAAAGUAUUGCUUUGUCUAGCAGUAUGAGGGUAAUACCAUCAAUUGUUGAUAUGCAUGUUAUUGUUGAUGGACCAAAGAAGUACAUAGUAAACUUAAACACCAAGAUGUGUAGUUGUGGAAGAUUUCAAAAUGAUGAGAUACCAUGUGGGCAUGGAAUGGCAGUUCUUAGAUACAGAAGACUACAUGAAACAGAAUUCUGCUCUACUUUUUAUAGCCUAAAGAAUUUUCAAGAUGCAUAUGUCAUCCUUGUUGAACCUAUUCCUUGCGAGAGUACAUGGGAUAUACCAAGUUAUAUUUCAAAGCCUAAAUUGAUGCUACCCGGUUCAAAGAGAAUGGUAGGAAGACCAAAACUUGAACCAUGGAAGGGAUUUGCUGAUGUGAAAUUCAAAAGGUCAAAAGUUACCUGUUAG